CGUUUUAUUUAUUCAUUCAAAAAUUUAAAAAAUUGCCAAUUGUUAGAUGAGUGUGAAUGUAACUGACAAGUGAGAAUUUUUAAAAUUUUAGAAUAAAUAAAUAAAUUGUAAGUAGAAUAAAAAUAUAAAAAAUGCGUAUUUAGAUCAAUGAAAAAUUAGAGUAGAUUAGAUUUAGAUUUAUUUAUGCCAAAGCUUAACUAGCCAGAUGGCAAAAGAAAAAUGUUUACAUUACAUAAGUAUAUUACAUAUUAGGUCAUUAAUUUUAACGAGAUCUUUGAAACUUAAUAUAUACUUAAACAUAAUGUACAAUAGAGUAUUUGUGUGACUGCUAAUACAUAGAAAAAUCAGUACGCGCAUUUUUCAAAAUUUUAUAAUUGUAAUUUAUUUAUUUAAAAUUUAUAAAAUGUCUCAUGUCUGCUACAUUCACAAUCAUAAUUGUCACGAGUGUGAAUGUAGCGGACAUCAGACAAAUUUAAAAUUACAAACAAAUAGGGUAAAUAAUUAAAAAAAGAAUAUUUUUAAAAAAUGCACUUAAUAAAUUUAAAUUUUUUAAAUGCGCAUUUUUUAAAAAUUUUAUUUUAAUCAUUAUUAAUUUUAAAUCUGUCUGAUGUUUGCUACACUCACACUCACAUAAUUGUCAGCUACAUUCACCCUUAUAGAAAGUGAUGACCCUGAAGUAAGCAGACAGUUGACAAUUUUAGAAUUUUUAUCUCAAGAAUUUAAAAAAAAGAAAAUUAAAAAUGCGGAUAUAGAAAAUUUAAAAAACUGUAAGUGAAAUUUUUUGGAAUAUUUUUUUUUAAAUUCAUCGUUUUUAAAAAAAUGAAAAAAUUAUUAGACGUCGGCUAAUUUCAGUAUCAUAGAAAGUGAACAAGGAGAAAGUCGGGAAUAAAAUCAAUGUCUACAUACUUUCAUAUUUUAUAUUUUCUUUUUUAUUUAAUCUACUAAUUAAAAUUUAUUUAUUUUUUAAUUAACUGUAAUUAUUACGAAAAAAAUCAUAAUAACAAUAAUGUAGUCAAUGGAAAAAUCAAAUUUUUUUCUACAUAAUACGUAAUUUUAUGCGCAAGUAGAAUAUUUUAUAAUUUGUCAGACAGUAAACAAAAUAAUGAGAAAAUUAAAUUUUAAAAAAUUAACGAUAGCACGUUGGACGAUAUUUGUACCACUUAUUAUUUAUAUGAGUUUGUUGUAUAUUAAAUAUAACAGAAAUAUGAAAUUAAAAAGUCCGGAUGAAAUGGAUGAGGAUGCUGGAAUACAGAACUUAUUUUCUGAGCUUGAAUCCGUGUCAUUACAAAGUUUUAAAGAUAGUAAUGUAAAUAUUGACAAAUCUAUUAUUAAAAGCUUUAAUUUUAAUAACAAUGAAAAUAACGUUGAACGUGAGAUUCAUGAUAAUCCAAGAUUAUUGUUGGAGAAUAUAUUCAGUAAAGCAGAUGCUGAUGAAAACCGAGAAUUAGAUAUUCAGGAAGUUGCCAAGUGGAUUCACAGUAAAAUAAUCCAACAUAUUGAUCGGGCGAUGCGUGAUAAUGUGGGUUUAUUUAGUAUUAUUGACAUCAAUCCACGUAAUGAUUUAUAUAUUAAAUCACAUAAUAAAAAACAUUCCGAGUUAACGAGAACACUCAAAGAAAGUAUUAUGAGAGAUCGAGCACGUUGGAUUGAAGCUGCACGAACUGAUCCAGAUAAAUUAACGCUAGAUGAGUUUCUCGCUUUCACUCAUCCCGAAAGUAGUCAUCGUGCGCUUCUACAAAUGGUUGAUGAUUUAUUUGAAAAAUUCGAUCGUGAUGGAGAUGAAGAGUUAACAGAAAAUGAAUUUGCUGAUCUACCUGUUGAUGGAAUGGGUCUUGAUUUACGUGAAGAUACACCAGAACCUAUAGGUGGUAGUGAAGGACGUAGACAAGAAUUUCAGUAUCUUAUUGAUAAAAAUAAAGAUGGUAAAGCUGAUCGUAGUGAGUUAUUGAUGUAUAUUGACCCAAAAAAUCCAAGACACGCGAUACAAGAAGCACAACAUUUGAUGGAUCUUGCUGAUAUUGAUCACAAUAAAAAAUUAAGUUUAUCAGAAGUAUUAAGCAAAACGGAUUUAUUUUUAGGAAGCAAAAUGGUCGAUACGGAAAGAAGUUUCCAUGAUGAGUUUCGAUAAACAUUGAUUGAUAAUUAAUCAAAAUAUUAAAUUUUUAUAGAUUUGAAUAACGUAUUUUCAAAAUAAUCAUCAGCUGCAGUAUUAAUUAAUAAAAAAUAAAAUUUAAUUUAAUUCAAAAUAGAACUAAUAAAUUUUAAUGGUUUUAGAAAACGUCUGUGAUAGUCAAUACUACAUUGUAAUUAAAAAGCAAUUUCAUCAGUAUUUUUUUAACUAACGCACAUUCAUCAAAAAUAAUUGUAUCACUUAUUAAUAAUUAAUAUCACAAUAUUGUACCUUGAAUACCUAAAAAUUAAAAUUUUAAUAUUUAUUGUACUAGUGGGUAAUUGAAAUGAUCGAAUUUAUAAUCAGACACUUUUAUAUUUAAUCACAAAUUUUUAUAUACAAUAUUAAUAUAUAUAAUAGACUUUUUUUUAUUAAUAUAUACAUAGCUUUUUUUAGUUAACUUAUUAAUCAAUCAGUGACAAUAAAUUGUAUUAAAUAUCCGACUUUAGGCAACAUUAAAUACAAAAUAUUUAUUUUAUAUC
Molecule: messenger RNA, 2652 nt
Organism: Microplitis mediator
Lineage: Eukaryota; Metazoa; Arthropoda; Insecta; Hymenoptera; Braconidae
Gene: myd
Product: 45 kDa calcium-binding protein
Exons: 5
Coding region: 1103-2128 (341 amino acids)
Biological process (GO): calcium-ion regulated exocytosis
Cellular component (GO): endoplasmic reticulum
Molecular function (GO): calcium ion binding
Source: RefSeq, a predicted model, not a curated record